This is a messenger RNA of Vicia villosa (hairy vetch), 396 nucleotides long. RefSeq lists its product as uncharacterized. NCBI's taxonomy places the organism in Eukaryota, Viridiplantae, Streptophyta, Magnoliopsida, Fabales, Fabaceae. The record is from RefSeq and is a predicted model, not a curated record. The transcript has 3 exons. Bases 1 to 396 code for a protein of 131 amino acids.
AUGGGAGAUGAAAAGUGGCAAAAGAUUUUCAUGAUUAAUAAACAAAAUAGGAAAUCUAAAGUUGGACACAAUGUGCAUAGUGGAGGAUCUAUAUCUGCUAGAGAAAAUGCCAAAAAAAUGAGAGUGGAGUUGCAUAGGGAACCAACAUGUUUUGAGCUUUACCAACGUCUUCAUAGACCAAAGGGAAAACCAAAUGAGUGGUUUAAUGAAACACAAGCUAAGAUAGUUGAGAUGUACCAAACUCAAAUAUUAGAGAAAAACUCGCAAAGUGGUGGGGGAAACAACGAGCAAUCUAUCCAACAAUCUGAUAAUGAUGUUUACAUGAAUGCUGUUGGAGGCAUAAACAAGAAAGGACGCAUAUUUGGAUUAGGAUCCGUAGCUGCUAAUGUUAAAUAA